Messenger RNA from Gasterosteus aculeatus aculeatus (three-spined stickleback), 3003 nucleotides. Its product is annotated as serine/threonine-protein phosphatase 2A 55 kDa regulatory subunit B alpha isoform. Lineage: Eukaryota; Metazoa; Chordata; Actinopteri; Perciformes; Gasterosteidae. The record is from RefSeq and is a predicted model, not a curated record. Gene Ontology annotation, molecular function: protein phosphatase regulator activity; protein binding. Gene Ontology annotation, cellular component: protein phosphatase type 2A complex.
AGAGAGAGCGAGAAGGAGGGAGAGAAGGAGCUGGGGGGGAUAGUGACUGACACACAGAGUGAAACAACAGCUAGAGGAGCGGGAAGGAGACGAGCGACAAAAUACGUCCCGACAUUCAGGGUUUGCGGGGACGAGCGGCGGAGAUUAAGCGGAAGGAAAAGUUGUGACCCCACUAAUCAGUGCGUGGGAGUGGGAGCAGGAUCGUGACUGACUGAGACAAGCGCCACUGUCUGUCUCGUCAUGGCAGGAUCUGGAGGUGACAUGCAGUGGUGCUUCUCUCAGGUGAAAGGAGCAAUCGAUGAUGACGUAGCAGAAGCGGACAUCAUUUCCACGGUGGAGUUUAACCACACAGGGGAGCUGCUAGCGACGGGAGACAAGGGGGGCCGUGUCGUCAUUUUCCAGCAGGAAAUAGAGAAUAAGAAUCAACCUCAGUUCCGGAGCGAAUACAAUGUUUACAGCACUUUCCAGAGCCAUGAGCCAGAGUUUGACUACUUGAAGAGUUUGGAAAUAGAAGAGAAGAUCAACAAGAUCCGUUGGCUUCCUCAAAAGAACGCUGCUCAGUUCCUGUUGUCAACUAACGAUAAGACAAUCAAGUUGUGGAAAAUCAGCGAACGGGACAAGAGACCGGAGGGUUAUAAUCUCAAGGAGGAGGACGGACGCUACAAAGACCCCAACGCCAUCUCGGGACUGCGGGUACCGGUCUUAAUACCCAUGGACCUCAUGGUGGAAGCCAGUCCACGGCGGGUGUUCGCCAACGCUCACACGUACCAUAUCAACUCCAUCUCGGUCAACAGCGACGAUGAGACCUACCUGUCUGCAGACGACCUGCGCAUCAACCUGUGGAACCUGGAGAUCACCGACCGCAGCUUCAACAUCGUUGACAUCAAACCGGCCAACAUGGAGGAGCUGACGGAGGUGAUCACAGCAGCGGAGUUCCAUCCUCUCCAGUGCAACACCUUCGUCUACAGCAGCAGCAAAGGAACCAUCCGUCUGUGCGACAUGAGGGCGUCGGCGCUGUGCGACAGGCACUCCAAGUUGUUCGAGGAGCCGGAAGAUCCCAGCAAUCGUUCCUUCUUCUCGGAGAUCAUAUCCUCCAUCUCGGAUGUAAAGUUCAGCCACAACGGACGCUACAUGAUGACCAGAGACUACUUGUCUGUGAAGAUUUGGGAUCUGAACAUGGAGAACAGGCCGGUGGAGACGUACCAGGUCCACGAAUACCUGAGGAGCAAACUGUGCUCGCUGUACGAGAACGACUGCAUCUUUGACAAGUUUGAAUGCUGCUGGAAUGGCAACGACAGCGUGGUGAUGACCGGCUCGUACAACAACUUCUUCCGGAUGUUCGACCGCGGCCAGCGGCGGGACAUGACCUUGGAGGCUUCCAGAGAAAACAGCAAGCCGAUGCAGGUCCUCAAAACCCGCAAAGUGUGCGCCGGCGGCAAGCGCAAGAAGGAUGAAAUCAGCGUGGACAGUUUGGACUUCAACAAGAAGAUUCUGCACACCGCCUGGCAUCCGCAGGACAACAUCAUCGCCGUGGCGACGACCCACAACCUCUACAUAUUCCAGGAUAAAGUGAACUAACGACGCGGUGGACUUAGCGUGAGAUCUGGCGCGGGUAACGUCAUCUGUCCCCCCCGCCCCCCAACAACAAUACCCCCCCGCACCCUCCCGCCACCCCCCCCCCCUCCCCCCCCCCCCGCAGCCUCAUCCAGGGUGACCCGCGGUAACGCCAACAACCAGCCUCCCUGUCCGCCGCUACUGGGUGACCAGACUUUGCCACUUUGUUCUAGAUGUGGACAGAGGAAGCCUCGCUCUUGCCCCACAUCAGCCUGUUCGUGGCAGAGUAUCACCUGCCUUGUUGUUUCAGUGAUGUUGUGCCAAUUCCUCCCCUGUCCCCCUUUUUUGGUAUGGCUUCCUUUUCUUUGUGUUUUUUUUUGCUAGCCCACCUGCCCCUUUUCUUCCUGUGGGGCAUCAUGGGUAAACGGGUUUGAUUUCCUUAGAAUUCUGAAUACAGACACCUUUUAUUUUUAUAACUUCCCCCCAUGGUCCUGUGGUAGAAGAUGAAAAACACUUAAUUAGUAAGUUACCGUAUUGUCCUGUGCCAUUGUAAUGUUUAUUUUUCUAAGAAGAAAAAAAAUGCCACUUUUUUUUUUUUUUUGAACACCUUUUUAUUCAUUCAUCUCAGUUGUAACUGUCCCAGUAUUCUUUGGGUCUCUUCACAUGUCUCCCCUCAUUCAUUAAACCAUGCGUACUCAACCGUCACAACAACCACUUGCUCGCAGUUUCCCUGACUCUCACAAACGGGACGGCAACACCUCAGCGGUUUGCCGGCGGUAGUUUGAGAUGUACAGUCAACGCCCGGCCCGUUGAGCAGUCGUCCCGUCCACUGCUGCUGUGCCUCAGCCCCCGGGUUGGUCAAAAAGGUCCAGACUUCACAUUAGACUUUUUUUCAAUUGGCUGUCUCGGCGUCUUUGCUCAUCGGUUCCUCCUCCUCCUCUAGCUCGCAUUCGACAAUAGUCAGGUAUGAGAGAUGGCCUAUUUAAAUCUAAUUACUAUGAUUGAACUCUUUUUUUUUUCUUUAAUAUAAAUAUGACAAAGGCCACCAGAUUUGUUCCGUCCCAUUUUGUGAAAUUAAACUGGACCUUUAACGUGUUUUUGAGAGAUCUUGAGUGUUGUCUUCCCGUGGUGGACCACAGCUCCGAAGCAGAACUUUGCAACUUUGAUUUGACACUGGACUCUUGCUGCACCAACUUAAGUACUUGGAUUUGUUGUAGGUUUAAAAGAAAAACGUUUGAGGCACUUAAAAGUGUUUGUUUAAACCACUACAGACAUUACUGCUACUGUGUUUACUGGUGCAAUAAGCCGCACGAGGAUUUGCAGCAGUUGUCUCCACAUGUAUUUAAAAAUGUGGACAGGUCAGAACUAUGUUGAUGCCUCUGGUAGUGUAUAACUACAGUUUUAAACUAUGACAGUGAAGAUAAUAAAGGAACUACUUUUUGCACCCUU